AUGGACCUCACACUGUUCCCAUUCGACAAACAACUUUGCAAACUUGGAAUCGAGAGUUAUGGAUACACAGCAGAUCAUGUUGUAUACAAAUGGUCGAAAGGGGCAAGAACUGCUCUCGAACUGAAAAAGAUUCGUUUACCAGAUUUCACAAUACAGGAAGCUUACGUGACAAGUCAGAUGGAAAGUUAUGCUACAGGAAAUUAUUCCCGUCUCUACGUCUGCUUUGUGUUUUCUCGAUCAUCUGGAUUCUGUUUCCUCCAAUUAAUAAUUCCUUCAACUGCAGUUGUGAUAACCUCUUGGGACAUGAUAUCCAUCAUCCUUGCAAUUACCUUUCUCAUUUUCUCAUAUAAUGAAAUGAUGCCACGUGUCAGUUACAUAAAAGCAAUGGAUAUUUAUCUUGGUGUUUGUUUUAUGAUCGUUUUCCUCUCACUGAUCAAACUGGCCCUUGUGAAAUAUAUGCGACAGAAAAUCAUGUUGACAAGCGAUAGCGGGAACUCUCUCCGAGAAAUGUCACAGAUGUCAACGAGACAGCGACUGAGAGCAAGGAAGACUUCGAGCAUGAACUUCCGGAACAACACAGGUUCAACAAUUCCAGCAAGUGAGGAAACACAGCAGAUGUUGACAGUUCCGAAUGGAACAAAUGGAUUGAAUGGAGAGGAUAAAGAGGCCAACAAUAAUAGCGGAAAAUCACAUAUAUCUGACAUGCUGGAAAUCAGAAUCACCCAAAGGACAAUGCAUCGAUUUCACUGGGUUUCACAGAUGCUUUUCUUCUUUGGAUUUGUGAUAUUUUGUCUUUUCUACUUCUUGAUUUAUCCAAAUCUACACAUCGUGAGUAUCGAUCCAGCAUGCGACAAGAAUCUAGCCGAAUGGUUCGCAGAAAUCUACUAG
This is a messenger RNA of Caenorhabditis remanei, 888 nucleotides long. RefSeq lists its product as uncharacterized. Gene Ontology annotation, molecular function: chloride channel activity; transmembrane signaling receptor activity; extracellular ligand-gated monoatomic ion channel activity. Gene Ontology annotation, biological process: chemical synaptic transmission; regulation of membrane potential; signal transduction. NCBI's taxonomy places the organism in Eukaryota, Metazoa, Nematoda, Chromadorea, Rhabditida, Rhabditidae. Bases 1 to 888 code for a protein of 295 amino acids. Gene Ontology annotation, cellular component: neuron projection; synapse; membrane. The transcript has 8 exons. The record is from RefSeq and is a predicted model, not a curated record.